AUGGAGCAGGAGAGGGGGGGCUUCAGGGCGUGUGUGAGACCACGAGGUUCCACCGCAGAAGAGCGAACCGACCGCGCCCCGGCCGUGACUCACGUGGUCCGGGACCCCCCCACGUUCCCCUCGAACACCUGGACUGCAGACGCUGAGCUCUCCUUCAGCGAGCAAGCCGUAGGACGCAAACCAAAAUACUUGCAUUGGCCCUCUUUCAACUCUGCGCGCUUGUGUGCAUUUGUGUGUGUGUGUGUGUGUACAGCGCACCCUCCAUUUCUCCAUCAGCGGGCCGUAACAGACCCGGGGGGGGGGGGGGGGGGGGGGGGGCGACACAGCAGCGUGUCGGGCCUCCGCGGAAAGCACAGAGCUAUUACCGCGGCGGCGGCGGCACAAGACUUUCCAGCGCCCGCGCUCUCUGCGUGCGACCUGUCGGCUCGUACGAGUGUCCGGUGUCACCGGCGGCGGGUGUCCGGUGUCUCUGACUAUCCCGUGUCUCUGUCCCCGUCUCUCUCCGCAGCGCACACAGACCCCUGCGGCCUGUCGCCAAGGCACAUCAAAAGUGACAGCGAUGACGACGACCUCCCCAACGUGACCUUGGACAGUGUUAACGAGACGGGCUCCACGGCCCUCUCCAUAGCCCGGGCAGUGCAAGAUUCUAUGUCGCCGUUCAGUAUUGACAGCAUACGGCGCCCGAGGAGGUCCGAGUCGCCCGAGUCCAAGAAGAGACGCAUCCACAGGUGUGAUUUCGAGGGCUGCAAUAAGGUGUACACCAAGAGCUCCCACCUGAAGGCACACCGGAGAACCCACACAGGUGAAAAGCCAUACAAGUGCACCUGGGACGGCUGCACGUGGAAGUUCGCCCGCUCCGACGAGCUGACGCGGCACUACAGGAAACACACCGGGGUGAAACCCUUCAAGUGUGCGGACUGCGAUCGCAGCUUCUCCAGAUCUGACCACUUGGCCCUGCAUCGAAGGAGGCACAUGUUGGUAUAAAAAAAAAUGAAGUCGCGGGAAUGGAGAGAGAGCGAGAGAAAUGAUAGAGAGAUGAGAGGAGCGAUUGAGGAGGAUACCGGAGAUACGCGUAGAUGGAGACGCGGAUUCAUAGGCCUACACAGUACGAGGUAGGGAGGGGGGGGGGGGAGCGGGGUCUCUCUAUGAAUGUUGUUCAGCUGGUCUGGACGUAUACAUUUGCACAUACACACGCAAACACACACAGAUACAUAUUAGGAACACAUGAGUACAUACACAAGCACACACACACACACACAUACGCACACCCUCUCUCUUUCUCUCGCGUACAUGGUUCUCCCCGCGAAAGAAGACGGGGGGAACAGCUCGCGGAGCACAGACAGGGUUGUAUUUGCUACUCACGAGGACGGAGGAAAACGGACGACGACUGGACCUUUAACGCGUCGUGGUCGCUUGGAGUUUUAUGAAACUGAAAUGGAAUAUUUUACAGCACUGUUCUUUGAUGUUUGUUUUUUUUGGCUUAGAUUUAUAAGUUGGACUGCUACUACUCUUUAUUUGGACGAGAAAAAUGCAAUCGCAAACCCUUUUUUUUUUUUUUUUCUCUUGGUAUCUUUCGGUCCAAAAAGACGGCUGCUUUAGAGGCGAUCAUAAUGUGAAGGUGUAUGGGAUGAAUUUGCUGUGAGGACGUUGUAAAAAAUAAAGCACCAAACUUGGCCUCAGCCAGUAGAGAAGGACUCGGGCCUAUUUUGAUCUACAGCCAGUAUUGCAGGGCUGCCUGUCUGUACUUUCAAACCCUUACCAGCAGAGGGCGCCAUUGCAUAAUAAUGAUUAGGUUUCAACCGCUAUCUCAUGAAGUGGAAUCUGAGGCACCCCGAAGGAUCAGUGAGGAGGAGGCUAGUUGUAAAGCCACCACCACAUUGCUGACUUCAAGUCACAAUUAUAUCUACUUAAUCUAGGUAAAAUGUUGGCCCGCUAUACCGCUUGUGAUAUUAUGUUUGCUCUGACAUCGAAAACCGGGCAUGCACACGAUUCACCAGCAAUGAGAGACGCGCCAUAUUUGAUACACCUUUCCACUUCCCCCUUCCCCAGCCUUCCCCAACAAUACUAUUCUUCAUUCUGAGCCUUUUGGAAGUUUUCCUUUUUUCUUUUGUUUCCUGAAAAACGUUUUUUUUUUUGGUGCAUUUUGUGCUGUGAUUAGCAAUCAGUAAAGUGCAAUCUCAUAGGGUAAUUCUAGUUUCAAAAUGAAAUUUUCUUUUGUGUUUCAUUUAUUACCUUUUUAUAAAAUGCUUGACUUAUGUUCAACAAGGAAAGUUUAAACCAUUGCAUGCAUCGAAACAAUGAAAUAAUCAGUGAUCAGUUACAAUGUUCAACCUUGUAAACCGGCCAAACAAACACAAAACAAACUGGCACCUUACAGACUAUACGGUCACGGAUCGGGUUCAAAGGUCAUGUUAUCGGCGGACUUUGACAGGGAUAGGUCCAUGGAUUUGUGGUUGAGCGCAACACAUACUUCAGCAUGAGAGCAACUCCUUAGGGGGUCUACAGUGUUACAGUGACAAAACGUGGUUUCUGAGGUACAAUAUUAGAAGAGCAAUACAUUGUGAAUGUGGUCACGAGUUGUUGGACCAACUGUUCCUCUUAUGUUGUGGUGUUGCCGCUGACCAGGAGGGUCUGCCAUCGGUCCAAGUCUUUUCUUAACUGUGCCACCUCAUAGACAAAAGCACAUUUUACCUGUAGUCUAACGCCUCUGUCUACCUGAUUUUCCAAAACAAAAGGACUGCAGUUCAGCCGUCCGUCUCUGUAAAAUUAUAUCAAAACGAUGAAUAAUGUGAAUAGCACUUGAAAUUAAUGCAAAGAAAAAGAUGAUCCAAUAUAUCAGACGUUUGGUUCUUACAGAUUAUUUAAUUUAUCUUACUUUAGGAAAUGCAUGUGCAUCCACAAGGCACAAGCUUAACAUGCUAUGUUACAUACGAUGACUGAAUAUAGGCUAUCUGAAAAGAAAAAUCAAAGCAGGAAACUUUCAAGAAAGAAAAUGUAUUUUUAAAAUUAAAACGCAACAAUGUCAUCCAUUUUAUGUUUUUCAUUCUCCAAAAAGAAUAACCCAGAACUAAUAAUAAACAAAAUGCCAAAACAGUUCAAUACAAGUUUUGGAAUAAAAGCCAGUAAAUGUUAAUGUGAACUUAUUUGAUAAAAGCAGCUCAAACACACACAUCCCACACACACACAGUCAUAUACACACCCCCUCCAUACACAUUCACACAAACUAACAUACACACACACACACACACACACACACACACACACACACACACACACACACACACACACACACACACACACACACACACACACACACACACACACAUACACACACACACACACACACACACACACACACACACAUUCACCCCCCCCCACACACACACACACACAUUCACAUCCCCCCCUCCCACACACACACACACAAUCAUACACGCCCCCAUACACAUUCACAAAAACGACGCAUACACACCCCCACACACACACCCCCACACACACGCCCCCAUACACUCACACAGCAAGCAAGCAACAAAAUUCCAACAUCUCCGUUACAAACACAUGCAUCUAAAGUAUGCCACGACUCCCCUUCGUUUCAAUUAAGAAUUGUAAUGUCCUUAUGUCAUAUUUAUGUUGAUUAUUUGUGCACACAUGAUUACGCCCUGUUGUAUUAUUAUUAUUAUUUUGGCAAAAGCAUAUCAGCACCUUGUUUGUGUAUUAGUAUCAUUUCAAAAACAUAUUUUAUUUCAGAUGGCAAUUUAUCCACAAAUAAUCACCAUUAUAUUUUACCAUUGUUUACUGUGUAAGAAAAAAACCUUAAAAAGACGAAAAACUUUGAUGACCGAGGGGUACUUCGUCAUUGCAUAUAACUAUUUUCUGUAAAAAAAAAUGAUUUUUGAAAUGUUGUAAUAUAUGUGACAGUGAAAAUAAAUCUUAUUACCAAGGUCUACAGGCUGUAUAUACAUUGGAAGAAUAGGGCUUUUGAUUAGUAGAUACAGGAAAUACAUUUAUACAUGUAAAGUCUUUUUCAGAGACAGUAAUUUAUCUAAUUUGAUACACAGUGAAAUGGGGCUAAUGGUAUUUGCGAAAGCAUUCUGUAAAUGAUCCUAUAUGAUGUUAUGUAACAGUUUGUCUCGAUUGGUUUGUGAUUUAUUAAGUUCAUGCUUAAAUCAUUAUUUCCCAAGGCUGAAUCAGUGCCCGCUAUAAUUUAACAAAAUAUUUGUAUUUAAUUACCAUAUCAUGGUACUUAAUUCCCUUUUCUCUUUUUAUUUUUUAUUUUACCAGACCUAGACAAUAAAUUAUAUGGUUUUGUCACCUAUCAAUAACACAUAUUAUAUUGUAUUCAGUAUAACUUUGCAUGCCUUAAUCCAACAAUAUUUUUUUAAAAUCUUAGGAUUGACUUGAAGAUGGCGAUGAGUGUGUCAACAGGACAACGUGUAUUGUAUUUUCCUUCAACUUGUCCUUUUUCUCAUUUUUGAAGCAUAAUUUUGUAACGGCAACCAGGGUCAAAGUUAUGCAAUAACAAUUAAUAGUGCCUCAUAUCACAACCUUGUAAUAUCGACUGCUCUGUGCAGUUUUAAUUUAUAAAGCACACUUGAGGUGUGUUCAAGUGAAGAAAUUGCUGAGAAAUGAUACCGUAAAUUUUGUAAAAGCACAGACGCCGUUAUGCAAAUCUGACCUCUAAUGUUUAACUCCCUCCCGCACUGAGCCUUAUGUCAUCAUUUUGAAUGCCACCCCCCCUCCCUCCCCCUUUUCAUAUGUUGUCCAUAAGCCUGUGUUUUUGCUUGCAGUAAGUCACUCUUUACAACGGGAACAAGAAUUAUUCAUUAUGGGAUGUUUUUAUUCAGAUUUGGCAAAGAGAUUCUAAUGGGGAAUAACUUAGUUCUACUGAACGCUGUGGACAAAUAUUACAUUAUAAUAAGAGUGACUCCUUUUGCAAACAAACACCGCUUACUCUUCUUAUGGGUUUCAAUAUCUAUUUUCGUAAUCUGUAUCAUCUGCAAUUUAUUUCUGCCGAUAAAAAAAAUUGAAGUAGUGAAACCAAUGCCUUUGUUUUCGAGUUUGCUGAUAUUACGUACAGUAAUUGUUGUUCCUGUAUUUAUGUAAAGUGAGUGUAUUGUAGAUAUAUUCAAAUAUUUUCACUCUUGCCGUAAAGAAAAAAAAAUUGUGAUACUGCUCAUCAAUGCUUCAAAAGGGAGAUUCUGCUCAUGGAAUUCCAAAUCUGCAAAAGAAAACGUUUUUAAUUCAACUUUUUUCAGAAAGUUUAAGAACAGUUGUCUUUCUACCUUGUUUUUAUUUUGUUCUUCCUUUUAUCCAACGGUUGUUUAGAUAUCCAGUCAGUGUUCCUCUUGCUCUUUUCUCUGUAUUUUUCAUAUGGAUGGAGCUGUGAAAUUAAAAAAAAUGAGUUCAAACAUA
Messenger RNA from Gadus macrocephalus (Pacific cod), 5412 nucleotides. It is a transcript of the gene klf12b, whose product is annotated as Kruppel like factor 12b. The record is from RefSeq and is a predicted model, not a curated record. The transcript has 5 exons. Gene Ontology annotation, biological process: regulation of transcription by RNA polymerase II. Gene Ontology annotation, molecular function: DNA-binding transcription factor activity, RNA polymerase II-specific; RNA polymerase II cis-regulatory region sequence-specific DNA binding. Lineage: Eukaryota; Metazoa; Chordata; Actinopteri; Gadiformes; Gadidae. Bases 1 to 984 code for a protein of 327 amino acids.